ACGCACAACCAUGCAGAUGUUCGUAUUCGCCCUUCUGGUGGCCGCUGCUGCGGCCGCUCCGCAGUUCAGUGAUUUCAACCAGGACUUCAACAACCAACAGUUUGUCAGCAGUGGCCAGCCGGAAGUGCGGAUCCUUAGUCAGAAGUCCGAUCAAGAUCAAGUGGGGAACUACGAGUACAGCUACGAACAGGACAACGGACAGCGGAUGCAAGAGGUGGGGCGAGUGCAGCCAGGACCCGAGCCAGAGACCGGCAGUAUCUCCAUGGAGGGCAGCUACGAGUUUGUCGGCGACGACGGCAACACCUACCAGGUCAGCUACGUGGCCAACGAGAACGGCUUCCAGCCUCAGGGCGCCCACCUGCCGCAGGCUCCAGCUCAGAUCCCCGAGUACGAGCAGCUGAGGCGGGACUACCCGCAGCUGUUCUGGGCCGAGAACGGAGGAGCCGGCGUCAUUCUCAACAACCAACAGCAGUUCAACCAGCAACAGUUCGACCAGCAGCAGGGGCAACAGCUCUUCUUUAAUUAAUUCACCUGGCAAAGUCAACUGAAGACCAGAAGAAUGUCAAGCAAGCGUACUGUCGACUUGAAAGGCAUGUGGCCCGGUGCGCGGCUUGUGGCGAUGAAGCAUGAACAUCAUGCGUGUGUCGCGUUAGCGUGUGUCCAGACGUCAUGAAAAGCCGCAUUUUAGUCGCGUUACGCUGGUGUAGCAAUAUGUGAUGCGUUCAUCCGCAUUGGUGACCCGUACAAAUAGUGUUCCCAUCAGUCCAAUGGACGCGGUGCCCUCACUAAAAUGUGCUAUGUCUCGUUGAAAUACA
This is a messenger RNA of Pollicipes pollicipes, 815 nucleotides long. Its product is annotated as cuticle protein CP14.6-like. The coding region runs from base 11 to 526 and encodes 171 amino acids. Lineage: Eukaryota; Metazoa; Arthropoda; Thecostraca; Pollicipedomorpha; Pollicipedidae. Gene Ontology annotation, molecular function: structural constituent of chitin-based larval cuticle. Gene Ontology annotation, cellular component: chitin-based extracellular matrix. The record is from RefSeq and is a predicted model, not a curated record. The transcript has 3 exons.